ACGAAGCACAGAUUGAGAGAGGGUGAGAUCGCUUAGAGCGACAUACACAUUGCACUUCCGGUAAAUCUCGAAAGCCACAAUUGACAACGAAUCUCUAUAGUUACAGGAUGGUGUCGCUCUAUACUUUAGCGUUUCAAUAAUAAACCUUUUCGUUGGUUAGCUCUAUAGCUUAGGGAACCACAGGAUCUUUGCUGUGCAUGCUGGGAAUCGUAGUCUCAACCUCAACGUUGUGCAUAGAUGCUGGGAAACGACAAAGAACUCAGCGGGGCUGCUGGGAACGGUAGUCCGGCUCCUUCACCAAGGGCUUUAAAGGAAACGUACCGCAAGGGAGAGAAGUCGCUUGACUUCCCAGCAUCCUCGGUGGCUGAUACUAACGUGUUUUCAGGCUGUCGUUGAACUGUGUGAGGUCGGGAAGGCUAACGACCGGGCCGAAUGGCGGUGUUGGUGGUGCUCCCUUCUCCUUUGCCUAAGUUCCGCGGUUUCCUCCGAAGGUGCUGGGCGCAAUUCGGCUGCCGCAACCCUCCUCCGGCUCCCGCUUUGGCAAUUCAAGGUCCAGCUUUUUUGCUUGAGCCUGUGGAAGAAAAGGCUGAAAGUAAUGUGACUCCAAGCUUGACAGAUAGCAUAUUUUGGAUGGCAGCCCCAAAGUCAAGACGGACCAUUGAAGUGAAUCGUUGCAGGCGAAGGAAUCCUAGGAAUCUUAUAAAGUUAAAGACAAACAUUGAUGUCUGUCCUCAGUGUGGCAACCUGAAACAGAAGCAUAUCCUUUGUGGCUAUUGUUAUCAAAAGGUUAAACAGGAGACAGCUGCCAUAAGGAAAGAAAUAUGGGCACAGGAAGGAGGACCACAUAAGGCUCCAGCUAUAGAGACUGUUGUACUGUAUGGGGGAGAGCAACCCAGAGAGAAAGAUGAAGGCAAGCGGAUCAUAGAACGAAACAGGAAGCGUCCAUCUUGGUUCACACAGGACUGAUUGUGUAGCACAGUGGAAUCUCCAGUCACAAAAUACUUAAUUCUGCAGAGUAAAAAUCUGUCAUUGUACAGCAUAAUUGCUAUACUUUAAAUGAUAAAAGAAGAUGCUAAGGAAAAACCAAAUGCAACUGGAAAUUCAUUGUACUUCUGGAAUAAACCUGGAUGGCUAACUGAGCUACUGUAAACUUAGUUGAGUUUGUCACAGUAUUAAAGCCGGUUAAGCAAGUCA
Messenger RNA from Rhineura floridana, 1194 nucleotides. It is a transcript of the gene MRPL32, whose product is annotated as mitochondrial ribosomal protein L32. Gene Ontology annotation, molecular function: structural constituent of ribosome. Gene Ontology annotation, cellular component: mitochondrial large ribosomal subunit. Lineage: Eukaryota; Metazoa; Chordata; Lepidosauria; Squamata; Rhineuridae. The transcript has 3 exons. The record is from RefSeq and is a predicted model, not a curated record. Gene Ontology annotation, biological process: translation. Bases 433 to 966 code for a protein of 177 amino acids.